Molecule: messenger RNA, 2015 nt
Organism: Amoebophrya sp. A25
Lineage: Eukaryota; Dinophyceae; Syndiniales; Amoebophryaceae
Source: the annotation of a GenBank genome assembly
CACGCGCUGUGCAACGACCAAGAAAGACGACCAACUUGGUACGCUGAAAGGAGGUGUCUUUCGUGUCACGACUGCUGUAUGUAGCUGUAAAGAGGACGAGGUGGUGGAAUUUUUGCGAGAUGGACGAAUGAUAUCGACCUUGUACACGAUAAAGAGGAGGUGGUGGAAAAAUGAAACGAGGGGGCACGGCGUGACAGAUUAGCGCGUGCAGGAGACAAGAGUGCGUAAAAAUGCGAUAUCCCUGCACGGAUUUCAAUGCGAUCACGUCGAAAUCUCAAGAAACUGGGAUGUGAUCUUGCCUACAACUAGAGUGGUUCCUUCAACUGCGACUCCUUAACAUCGCAGGAAAUCAACGUAUAAAGUCGACGUAUCACUGCUGCGGGGGACUAUGACAUUACAACGAACACAACUAUUCUUCUACACAACUAGAACAAUUCUAGUUGUGAAAAAACUCACUUCUGCACAACCACGCGAGAGGACGACAAAGUUGUAAGAGAAAAAGCGGCAGAGCACCAGAAGAAAUAUCAAGAAACUCCAUCUACAACAAGCACCCAGUGGCAAUUGGUCCUUUGGUCGAAGACAUUUUUGAAGUUGAAAUCUGACGCUAGCCAUAUUCUACGAAAUCUGACGCUAGCCAUCGUCUACAUCAACAAGCAUCGAAUUUCACGGUAGAAGCAAGCGAACCAUCAUGAUCCCACCAACGGAUGCGGCUUUGAACAAACUGUCGCUGGAGUAUUCCUAUGAGGACAUAUUGCAAGCCACAGGACACUUCUCCCCUAAAUGCCAACUGGGUCAGGGAACCUACGGUUUCGUGUUCAAGGGGAAUUUAAAUUAUGGCAAAUAUGAUUGCUACAGAGUUGUAUGAGUAUGCAAGUAGACACUUAUUAUAGCUACUACGCAAGAGGUACCAUGACAUGACAUGACAAGUAUAGAAGACCGACCACCUCCCUUCCUGACAAGACUUUAUUCGCAGAAUAUGCAAAAGAAUCACACUUGCUGGGUGACAAGGUGGGUUCUCCCAAUCAACUGCCUUAUAUAUAAGUUUGAUCUCUAAUCCCCAGAUGGCACCGAGGUCGCCAUUAAAGUUUUGAACCAACCGAAAGAAAGCGGCUUUAAGGAAGAAGUGGAAGUGCUGAGUAAGUUCCGACAUCCGAAUUUGGUGAUUUUAAUGGGCUUCGCGAGAGGAAUUGCAAAAGAACGCUGCCUGAUAUAUGAGUUGCUGGAAACUGACGUGUGCUCACGGUAUAAUUUUACCUCUUUAGUUUUGAUUGCUGGAAACGGACGUUUGCUCACGUCGGUAUUUUUCAGAAUGCUUUUUCGUGAGAAAGAACAUACUUAAACCAAACCCAACUCUGACUCUGUAAAAUAUGCUUAGACUUUUGCUUUUGCAAUCCUCUACUUGGAGGUUAAAAACCUACCACUUCGAAUUCUACCACUCCACGACAGUCUCUCCGAUACCACACGAGCGCCGUUAUCCGUUGCACAGCGUCUGUCUAUCCUCUUAGACUGCGCUCUUGGUCUCUCGCACCUGCACAAUGCGCGUCCGCAGGUUUUUCAUCGGGAUAUCAAGAGUCAAAACAUCCUGUUAGACAGAAAUGGCACGGCGAAAAUGGCAGAUUUCGGUUUGGCAUUACUCGCCAUGGCCGGGAACAAAUCGACUGACGGAGGUAUCAAGGUGGAGCAUACGAGCGGGACUAUAGGCUAUGCAGAUCCGCUGUACAUCAACAGCUCUAUUGUUAAGAGUACAAGAAAACUCCCAUUUUCAGAGGCAUCUUGUUCCCGUUUUUUAAAGGGAAAAGGAGAUGACCCAAGAUGUUGCUGAGGAUGGAUUUCCAUUAGCUCUAAUAUUGUCACAGAGAAGUCCGAGGUCUACUCCUUUGGGAUGGUUGUUUUGGAGAUCCUGACUGCUCGCCCUCCAGCUUUGCAAAUGCCCGAUGGCCGCAUAGAGUAUCAAUUUAACUCUGUUAUGCGAACUCCCAGUCUUCUGCCGCAAAUGCUGGAUCGAGGCUCGUCAC